AUGACUCUGAGAAGGGUCACUCUCCUAGGGGCCCUCCUGGUGUUGUAUAUUCGUCAGCCAGGCUCGCUUCUGAAGCAUCUGAAAGAGUCCGACGAGCAGCCCGCCAACCCCCGCGGUCGCCUGUUUACCCAGGAGGCGUUAGACCCCCCUGCGGCCGAAGUCGAAGGCAGAAGCAUCAGUUCGCGAGAAGAGUCCCCCAGUGUGGUUGCCUUUUCUGAGCCGCCUACGUCAUGGAGGCAAGUCACGGAUGUCAAUGGGAGAAGGCGCUGGGUUUCCACCGCAUCGGACGGCGACGGACGUAACUUGCCAUCGGGUUGUUCUCGACCACCACCAUUAUCGUCGGGCGCUUAUCGUUCCUCAUCGAUUAUAUCAUAUCCAGCGAAACAUGGGUGCAGAAGCUUCGAAAAUGUUUCUGUACUGCUACGAGGGAGAACAGGUGUUAGGCGAGCGGCCGACAUCGCACCAGGCAGCCACCAUCGCAGUCAAAAUGCUGUUCCCGAGUAUUCCAGCAGACUACACCAUCUCUUUCUACUCCUCGGAGCUAGAGAUCUGCGGUGGAAAGCAAACAGAAAUAUCAUGUGGUGCCUGGGCCGACGCCAUACCAGACCUGAAUAA
Messenger RNA from Cyclocybe aegerita, 615 nucleotides. Lineage: Eukaryota; Fungi; Basidiomycota; Agaricomycetes; Agaricales; Hemipholiotaceae. The record is from the annotation of a GenBank genome assembly.